UUCGUGGAGUUCGAGGCGGUUUUAACAGUUUUUGGUGGUUUUGGGGUCGAGAAUACCCCUUUCUUGAAAAACUUGAAAACUGUCGCGCGUGAAAUUUGGAACGCAAUUUAUCCAAACAAGCUUGCCCAUAUCACUUGUGAAAUAUGGGUGACACGCCGCAGAUAUGGAAAGCCCGAGAGGUGGAAAUUGUCCUCGAGUUUUUCGCAGAACUGAAAAGAUCUUCCGGGGAGGAUGGAUUGCAUAAGGUGCCGCACGAAACAAUGGAAGAACUCUGCCGGCGGCUGAGGAAAAAAGGUUACUUUAGGACAGUGAGCCAGGUAAAGUCGAAGUGGAAAUCGCUAAAGAAAAAGUAUCACAGUUCGCUGAACGACGUCAGCAGGGAUGAGUGGGACUAUUUUGACAGAAUGGACGAUAUCCUCUCGCGCAGUGAAGACGCGGACAAUGCUCCUGUUCCCACAGUUGAGAACGAAGACAGUGAAGACACGGGUGAGGCAGCCGCGGACAUCGACGCGCAAGACGACGUCCUCGCGGUUGUGAGGGCGUUUGUGGAGCACUACGAGGACAGGGACAAGAAGUUCCUGAAAGAGAUGCGCCAAAUGAACGAAGACUUCCUGCGGGAACAGCAGCGGCAGCAGCAGGAGUUUUUGACCAAACUUCAGGGCACCGUCGACAACGUCAUCCACAACUUCACAGCUAAUGUCCUCAGCAGGAUCGGCGAAGUGGUCGUGAAGUCUUGGGCAGAGAACGUGCUCCAUUCCUGAUUGGGUCCGGAGCACGUGUCUGCGUUGAGAAUGUCACUCUUGGGUCCCAGUCUUCUUUCCCCCUCCCUUCCUCCCGUGGACGAGAAGCAAUACUUUCUUCCGCUAAGACACAUCUAUCUUUUUAACAGUUACACGAUGUGCUUGGGAAGAAAGUGAUGUUUGCUUUUUUUAAUUGCUGCAAGGACGAGGUAAUGGAUUAUGUUUUUUAUUCGUAACUUGUGGUACAUGCUGUGUGACUGCACUGUUGUACUUGCAGUACUACUUAUGUGUACUGUGCAUCUGUUUUAAUAUGUGACAACUUUCUCAUCCUGCUUUUGUACAGUUUCUUACAUAGUAGAUAUCACAUAUGCUCUUUUGUGACAUGACACUGUGGAAAUAAAAAGGUACAAAAUUGU
This is a messenger RNA of Ornithodoros turicata, 1156 nucleotides long. RefSeq lists its product as uncharacterized. The record is from RefSeq and is a predicted model, not a curated record. Bases 144 to 761 code for a protein of 205 amino acids. The transcript has 2 exons. NCBI's taxonomy places the organism in Eukaryota, Metazoa, Arthropoda, Arachnida, Ixodida, Argasidae.